This is a messenger RNA of Daucus carota subsp. sativus, 972 nucleotides long. Its product is annotated as auxin-responsive protein IAA14. Gene Ontology annotation, molecular function: protein binding. The record is from RefSeq and is a predicted model, not a curated record. NCBI's taxonomy places the organism in Eukaryota, Viridiplantae, Streptophyta, Magnoliopsida, Apiales, Apiaceae. Gene Ontology annotation, cellular component: nucleus. The transcript has 5 exons. Gene Ontology annotation, biological process: regulation of DNA-templated transcription. Bases 138 to 818 code for a protein of 226 amino acids.
CCCUCCCCAUUUCUUCUAUAAUUGCUUUGCCUCCUCCCUCCUCUCAUCUCUCCGAAACGCAAGAAGCAAUAUAUAAACAUAAAUUGCUAGCUAACAUCAAUAACAACAAGAGUCCACUUUCAGCUUCAAGAAGCAUAAUGAACCUCAAAGAAACCGAGUUAUGCCUUGGCUUGCCCGGCGGCGUUGAAGAGGCUGAUCAAUCAUCCAAGAUAACUGGAAAAAGAGGCUUCUCCGAAACCGUUAAUCUCGAGCUCAACCUUCAUCAAAAUGACCAUCCUGCAGCUAAUAUAGAUCUCAAUCAUAAACUCAAAACCCUGCCUCAGCAUUCUCUCAGCAAGCCACCAGCCAAGGCACAAGUUGUAGGGUGGCCACCAGUGCGGUCAUACAGGAAGAAUGUAAUGGCAGUACAGAAGAGCAACGCUGAGGAGACGACGACGAAGGCUUUACCGGGCGGUGGUGCUGCUUUUGUCAAGGUUUCGAUGGACGGAGCGCCUUAUCUUCGCAAAGUGGACUUAAAGAUGUAUACUAGUUACCAACAACUCUCCGAUGCCUUGGCUAAAAUGUUCAGCUCUUUUACCCUGGGUAAAUAUGGGUCCGAAGGAUUGAUAGAUUUUAUGAACGAGAGCAAGCUCAUGGAUGUACUAAACAGUUCUGAGUAUGUGCCCAGCUACGAAGAUAAAGACGGUGAUUGGAUGCUUGUCGGUGACGUGCCAUGGGAGAUGUUCGUUGAUUCGUGCAAGCGUCUGCGUAUAAUGAAAGGAUCAGAAGCAAUUGGACUGGCCCCAAGAGCCAUGCAAAAAUGCAAAAGCAGGUGCUAAAGCUUGCAGAAACUGACCGGCCUGCUAUAUAUCAAGUUCAUCUGUGAAUGAUUUUGCUUUGGAUGCAAUAUUAAAUAGACAUAUGUAUAGACAUUUAGGUGAAAAUUUGGGACGUGUGUAAUGGACAAGAAGAAGCAACCAACUUUCUUACAUA